Molecule: messenger RNA, 1330 nt
Organism: Vitis vinifera (wine grape)
Lineage: Eukaryota; Viridiplantae; Streptophyta; Magnoliopsida; Vitales; Vitaceae
Exons: 10
Coding region: 99-1061 (320 amino acids)
Biological process (GO): maturation of 5.8S rRNA; maturation of LSU-rRNA
Cellular component (GO): preribosome, large subunit precursor
Source: RefSeq, a predicted model, not a curated record
CCUCAUUGAAGAAGAAGAAGAAGAGCCUCACGCUUCUGUUCUCUUCAAUUUCUCUACGCCUAGGGUUUCCAAGAGAGGAUAGAAUUGUGUACCAGGCCAUGGCAGAAGAAUCCCAAAAGUUAGAAACUGUAAAUUUAUCAAAAAAGAGGCGAUUAGGGCGUAAGAAAGGAAAUAAGACAAAAAAGAAACUAAAAGGGUUUGAUGGCAGUGGAGAGAGGAUUAAAAUAGACAGGAGAAUGAAAAAGCUGUUUCGCAAAAGAGCAAGAGAUUAUAAUUCAGACGACGAUGAAGAUGAGGGGGAUGAUGGUGGGUAUGCUGUUGCAACCAAAGGUGAAAACGCAGUGCCUAUUAUAAAAGAGGUGGCAUUGGAUGGUAAGGAUUCUUCAGAAGAAGAAGAGGACCACCAGGAUAUUGAUGAAGAAAAUGAAAUUUCUGAGGAUGAAGAAGGUGAAAUUCAACCAGGAAUUACAAAGCUCACAGAAGGUUGUAGAGCAUUCAGGCUAGCAUUCAAAAAAAUCAUAAAGAAGAACGUGUCUGAUAUUUCCCUGGGUCCAGUAUUAUCAGGACACAAGAAGCUAGUUGCAGAAAAACUUGCUGAAGAGGAAGCUGACCAGAAGGUCAAGGGAGAUGUCAAAAAGGAAAAACACCUGCUGGGAGAGAAGGGCCAUGUGAAGCCUGCCAAUUUCUUGGAUUCACAUGAAAAGUUUCUGAUAGGCGUUGCUACAAAAGGAGUGGUCAAGUUAUUUAAUGCUGUCAACAAGGCACAGAAUGCUCAGAAAGGCUUGAAUGCUUCAAGAUUUAAGGAUGAAAAAGCAAUAAUUAAGCGGAGGAAAGAAGCCUUCUUUUCCGAGUUGGGGAAGACAGCAUGGUCAUCAGCUGGCACUCCUGCCAAGGCUCAUAGAUCGAGUGGUCCAGUGGAUGGUGAGGGGCCUGCCUGGGCUCCAUUGCGUGACAGUUAUAUGCUAACAAGUUCCAAGUUGAAGAACUGGGAUAAGAUGCCAGAUUCUAUCACAGAAGAUGAGAUUGAAAGGAUGCCACUAGAUAGCUCUGAUGAUGAUUGAUUACAUGGAACGGCAGGACCAACAGGCUCUCGGGUGGAUUUUCUCAGCCUGGGGAAAUUGAAGCAGUGUGUCUUUGUAUUGAUGCCCCUUUCAAAGCUCUGUAAUGGCCUACGGAACAACUCAAAUGGUUCAGGCUAGAUAGGGUUUAGUUUCUUAUUCUUUUGCUGUAACUUAAAUAUAAUAUCAUGUUUGGUUGAUCGAGAGUUGAAAAGGAUGGUAUACCUAGUAAUUUACUCGGGCAAUUUUGAAUUUCUGCCCACUUAUCUCUA